AUGGCUGCCGUACAUGUGAGGCAGGGUGUGGUGCAGGCCAGCCCCAUCAUGUUUGCACCCCCUGCGCCUGUCCUCCACCAGCGCGUGCCAUCCCCAGGCGCACCCGCGGUGAGGGGACACAGAGCUAGGAGCAACUCACCGGCCGCUGCCUGGGCCGAGACGGCUCAAAGAGCACGGCUCGUGGCAAAGGCGCAGGCAGAUGUUUGCGUUGCGGUCGCCCGGGCAGCAACUGGCCCCCAACACCAAAAUGGCAGCCCGAAGCAUGACUGCUCCCCGCGAAUACUUCAGCAGCCUGCAGUCGUGGCACACAAGGUCGUCCGGCAGCAGUCGUUCUCUCCGCGGGUUGCCCAAAGGGCGCUGCAAAGAGCUGCAUCAGCUCCACCGGCCCAGGAGAACGGUCUGUUUCAAGUAGCUGGAGCUGCGACGCCCGCUGCGUCCCCUUACACCGGGCACCGGGCCGUGAAGGGCGCCCAGCCCUCGAAGCCCACGCACGCCACACCCCGCGGCCUGCCCCAGCCAUCUCCCGGCCGGCCGCCGGUGCCGGGCUGCGUGAGCCCCGCAAGCCCAACAAAGUCGCCGGCCAGCCCAGGCAGUCCUGGCGGCCCAGGCAGCCCUGGCGGCCCAGGUAGCCCGGGCGCCAGCCCGGGCGGCAUUAAGCGUGCCUCCUCGGCCUAUCCUCGCAACAUCUUCGGCAUGGAGCGGGCUCCUGCAGGGCGCAGGACCCCGUCGCACACGCCCACAGCAAGCCCGCUGCAGCACCACCGGGACGUGGCGAUGGUAAAGGCCUCCUCCACUCCGCGCCUGCCGUACCGCAACGUGCGGGAGCCGUCGCCUUCGGGGCAGGUGGGCGUUUCAGUCGGGGUGGAUAUAAGCUUGGGGUUUAGGGUUUAG
Messenger RNA from Symbiodinium natans, 891 nucleotides. NCBI's taxonomy places the organism in Eukaryota, Dinophyceae, Suessiales, Symbiodiniaceae. The record is from the annotation of a GenBank genome assembly.